This is a messenger RNA of Numida meleagris (helmeted guineafowl), 7334 nucleotides long. RefSeq names its product ring finger protein 149 (gene RNF149). NCBI's taxonomy places the organism in Eukaryota, Metazoa, Chordata, Aves, Galliformes, Numididae. The record is from RefSeq and is a predicted model, not a curated record. The transcript is spliced from 8 exons. The coding region runs from base 198 to 1442 and encodes 414 amino acids.
GCGGGGAGCGGGCGGCGGGAGGGCUCACCUGCGCGGCGGCGGGGCCAGAGCCGGAGCCGGGUGCGGAGCAGAGUAGAGCGAGGGGAGGCGAGGCGGCGUGGGCCUCCUCCUGUGUUUCCUCCUCGUCUUCGUCCUCUCGCCUCUCCCGUGCGCCGCGCUCCGUUGAGCCGCCCCGGUGUGGCGGCGGCGGCCGGGCCAUGGUGCGGCGCGCCCGGCUGGCGCUGGUGGCGGCGGCGCUGGUGGCGCUGGGGGCGCCGGGCGGGCAGGGAGCCCGGGCGCUCGAGUGGUACACGGCGUGGGUGAGCACGAGCUACGUGGAGCCUCUCAGCAACCGCACGGUGCGGGGCAGCACGGAGAGCGGCCGCUACGGGGACAGCUCGCCCAAGGAGAGCGCGCAGGGCCUGGUGGGCAUCCCCCGCGGCGCCUCGCCCCGCCACAUGGAGGGCUGCGCCGCCGACACCGACUACGACGUGCCGCUGCCCGCCGGCGGCCGCCCGGCACCCGACGGAGACCCGCCGGCCUGGAUCGCGCUGGUGGCCCGCGGCGGCUGCACCUUCAAGGACAAGAUCACCAACGCGGCCAGGAAGCGGGCGGCCGCCGUGGUCAUCUACAACGAGGCCCGCUUCGGGAACAGCACCGUCUCCAUGUCCCACCUCGGAACAGGAAAUACAGUGGUGAUAAUGGUUGGUUAUCCGAAGGGAAUAGAGAUAUUGGAGCCAGUACGAAGAGGCAUUCCAGUAAGAAUGACCAUUGGUGUUGGCACACGUCACGUGCAGGAAUAUAUCAGUGGCCAGUCGGUUGUGUUUGUCGCCAUUGCCUUCAUCACCAUGAUGAUUAUAUCGCUUGCUUGGCUGAUCUUUUACUAUAUACAACGUUUCCUGUAUACAGGAUCACAGUUUGGAAACCAGGGACAUAGGAAAGAAACCAAGAAAGCAAUCAGCCAGCUUCAACUGCAUACUGUGAAACGUGGAGACAAGGGUUUAGAUGUUGAUGUCGAAAACUGUGCUGUGUGCAUUGAGAACUAUAAACUGAGAGAUACUGUCCGAAUUCUGCCAUGCAAGCACAUCUUCCAUAGAACGUGCAUUGACCCUUGGCUUUUGGAUCACCGAACUUGUCCAAUGUGUAAACUAGAUGUUAUCAAAGCUUUGGGAUACUGGCACCAGAAAAGAGAGAGGAAGACACAUGCGGGCGACCCUGAAGAUGCACUUGAAGUUCCAAUCCCUGAAUCGAUAAGUGGCAGUGUUUCAGUUGGAAGUCUGAGUAUUGCUUUACAAGAAGAUGACAGAAAUGAAGUAAGCGAACUGUCAGCUUCCUCCACCAGUGAAUCCGUGUUGCAGUGUACCAGUUUAAAAGAGGAUGCAGGUGAAACCACAGCAUUACUUGAUGUGGAUAUCAGUAAUAACCGGCAUGGAGAACAUCUAUCUAACGGGAAUUCCCACUGAGCUGCUUCAUGGAAGAUACCUUGGAUAGACUGCUGAAGAACUAUUUUUUAUUUAAGUAGUAUGAACUUUUGUCUGGUUAAUGGAAAAAUAACAAUGUAAAUUAUUUUACCUUUCGAACUUUUCUAGCUGGUGUUCCAAAAGGGCUAAUAACUAAAAAUUUUAUACACAAGAGGAUUUUAUAAAACUUCCUCUGGAUGUCUCAUCCUAUAAAAAGAUGCAAUAACCCUUUUUCUGUAAGCAUUGUUACAAUGUCAUUGUGUUUCAGAGGGCUGUAACAAGAUGAAGACAAGGCAGUGAGACAGUGUAGAAUGUCAAAUGGAUAAAUGUUUUGGAAGCACUACUCACAUUCAGCGUGUAUAUAUGUGGAGAACACUUACAAGACUACAGCGAUUAAAAUGUUCUGAAAGUUCUGAUCUGUUGUAAUUGGAGAUGGACAUUGUUAAAAAAGACACACAGUAACCUUUGAAGGAAUCAAAUAUCUUAAUGGGUAUAUUACAUAUCCUCUUUGGUGAUGAAAAAUUAGUAAAUGCAACUUUCCAUACGUAUAACAAAUACUAAUUUGCUCUUGUAAUGUGUUCCACUGAGAGAAAAAGGAGACUUUCUCUGUCUCACUAGCUUCUUAUACUGAAUUUGGCAGUAAUAGGUUGUGCUAGGUGGUUUUCACGUGCUGAGCAUGUAGACUUAUUUAGGUAUAUGCACACUGGUUACCUCUUUCAAUCUUAAACUCAGUAGAACAGAGGUAAAGGGCUAACUAUGGCUAAAAUGUAUUUAUUAGUCUAUUUAUAAGAUUUUAAUUCUUCCUUAUUCCUGCUCCCAUCUUUAUGUGCAAAUUGGAACUGUUUCUUAGGACUUAAAAACAUUUUUUCCGUGUAGAGAUGCUAGAAUUCUUUUCCUGGAGAUUCCAAAUUAAGGGGUUUUGACUGGGUUUGUCACUAGCUUUCAUCCCUUUCUUUCAGAUUAGCAGUAUUGUGCCUUAUAGUCAAACACCUGUGAAACCUGAAGCAUCCGAGAGUAAAUAUAAACCCUGACAUCUCCCAGUAUGACCUCUUAUUCAAAUAUUUAUAUACUCUUAAGCAGUAUAGGGAAUUGCUAAACUGUUUUGUAAAGAAAUAUGUAUAUUCAAAACACUACUUAAUAAGGGUAUUAAAUGAAUCGCGUAGGAUUUUAGCAUUGUCAUGUAUAAAUGUGCUAUGUUCCUCAAUUUAUUUGGGUAAAGCUGUUAUUACAGGUUGCUUAAAACAGUGUCUAUUACUAGACAUUUCUUUUAGAAUGCAUUUCGUUUUUAAAAUGUACAUUUGGAAUGUUUUUAAGACAAUAUGCAAUUCUUUUUCUAACUUACAUUGAGCUUCAGUAGAAGCAAUAACUUUUCUUAAGUUUAGAAUGAAUGUUCCAGAAUUGAGAGAUUUCAUCUGGGGAAAUACAGUCUGAACUUCUACUUUGCAGAGCAGAUGUUUCAUCCUAAAUUUCCUUCAAAGUAUUCCUGUUAAUGCUUAAUGACAAUAAUCUGCCUCUUCCUUGUAGGAGUGUAAUUUUUAGGUUUACUGGAAAAAUUGUCAGGUUGUAGUUCUGAUGUCACCAGCAGGUGCAAGUUUUUGUGAUGCCUUUAUCUUACAAGAAGCACAUGAGAAUGGAAUAUGACUGACCAAGCAUCUCCAAAACUGAACAAAUAAAAAAACAGCCCACAACUAAAACAAUGUGUAGGGACGCUUGUCUCCAAAAGAAGCCUAUCAACAUUUCCAGAACUGCCUUUUCAACUAUCUCUUCAACAUUAUGAACUAAGUCUUCUCCCUCUUCCUUAACACAAAAUUGAACAUUGUUUUUUUAGUAAAUGUUGAGAGGGUUUAAACUCUAGCUCAAGGAGGAACCAAGAGGAAUUACCAAGAGAAGUCUUGUUAAUCUGUGGAUUGUAUCUUGCUGAUAUCUGCAGUGCAAUAUUCAUGCUGGAGGGGAGAAAUGUGGUGAGUACUUCAACUUUUAAGUAUUAUCUCUAAAACAAAAAGCUUUGGUUUAGAACUGAAGCUGAAAUCUGGAAGGAAGGGUAGAGAACCUGCAAACUGACAAGUGUGCUUAGAAAAUCUGAAGUGUUGACAACUUUAGAAAAGUGUCCAAAUAUUGAAGGUUCCUGGAAGACGUCUGCUGCUGACACUGUACCUAUUUAAUGCUAAGUGUCACAGGAGUGUUUGUACGUAGUCUGUCAUCGAUACAGUUAGGUCUUGUAAGGCCAGCUGUGCUGCUGAGGAAUGAUGACAAUAAAAGGCCGAAUUGCAGUGCCUCCAAUAAACAGUUUGCUCUCGUUGGAAGCACAAUGACAAAAUUGUCCGAAGCGAAUGUUGGUCUGACCUCAGAAAGCUUCUGUACAUCAAUAAAAAUAGUGGUAGUGUGAAAAUAAAGAAUGGGAAAUAGACAGUCAAUGGAAGUUAAAGCAGUAGCAAGAGGCUUAGAAACAUGAAGCAUAUCAUCUAUGGUUAGAACUGAAAUAGACCACUUACUCUGAGUGGGUGAAGGCAGCUCUGGGUAAAUACAGGUACCCAGAUUAUGUAUAUAUAAUUUUACUUAUGGUAGGGUAGAUGUCCUUUCACUUCCUUCCCCACCAUUUGGAGAAGCUAUAAUCUGCCUCUCCGUUGAGGCUAUUUCCUGCUUAAAAUGUGAGCUAAUGCUGUGGGUUCUCACUCUAGCUGCACAUUUUUUCAUAAAACAUGCAAGGACUUCUCUCUGAGAUUUGUUUCUUUGUCAGAUUUUGUUGAAAUCCUCCAGAGUGGCUGGAGGCAUCCACGCAGUGUGAUUAUGAAGUGGACAGGAUGGAAUGCUCAGCCCCACUGGACAGUGUUGAGUAAAUAAAGUGGGGAAAAUCCCCAGUAGGACUGAGGAAUGUAAUUCUUAUAGGAUGUUGAAUUUCAUUGGAAUGGUAUUCAUUAGUAUCAUUUCAUUACUUCUUGUGGUACUGUUAGGGAGAAAACUUGUAAAGUGCAAAACAUUUUAGAAGGAGAUAAACAUUAAAUGGGCUGGUGUUUAAAGGGAGACUGAAUCCCCCUCUCUGUUUAAAAAAAACAACUUAAUAAUAUUGUCUAAGAAUGCUGAAAAAUGUAAUAGUAUUUUUUUAAAACCUAGCUGCAGCUUUUAGACCUGUUGGCAAGAAAAAAAUGAACUUUAGACAUUUCAAAUUGAAAUGCAUCUUAACUGUAAGUUAAAUUACCAGUGGUACCUGUUUAACUAGACAAUUUGGAUUUUUUCCACUAACUACCUCUAAUCAAGGCUGCAUUCUUCUAAGCAAAAAUGGGCUUCAAGCAAUGUGUGGAUGAGGUUCUCCGCAGUACUUGAUUAGAUAGCAGUAACUCCUGCUGGGACCUACCUCCAAGUGUAUGAAUGUCAUCCAGUUGUCUUUUGCCUGUAAUCAGUGCUAGAUUCUUAAGAGAAGGCAUGCCAGAGGAGUUGUAGGAUGAUUUAAUCACAGUGAGAAUGUUUUUUUUUUAAAAAAAAAAAGCAAGCUCUUGCUUACGUAAUGAACUGGGUGCUUGUAUAUUCCUGCCAAAGCUGCCCUCUUAACUGCACUUAAGGAAUUUCUUUCCUAUUCAGGGAUGUAAUUGGGCACAGGGAAAUACUGUUGCAUCAACCUUACUGAAACAUGCAAAGUAUUUUUUUAACCUCUUCUUGAUUUUUAGGGUGGUCUUCUGGUUUUCUGCCCUGCCUUCUGGGUUUUCUCUAAGGCAAGGCAGUAGUGGCUUUGCAAAGGAGCCCAGCAAAUAUGUGAUGAUGGCUGUCUCUUCUAUCCCUGCGCUUCAGAGGGUGCUUGAGACAUCUGAGAUCUACACUCAGAGGUUUUGAUAAGCUCCAUCAGAAGCAAAUGUAUUGGUUUUACAUGAUUGUAGCUGCCCAGAGAGGUGGUAGAUUUUCCAUCUUUGGAGGUGUUCAAGACCAGGUUGGAUGGGGCAUUGGGCAACCUGUUUUAGUACCAGAUCUGGAGGUUGGUGGCCCUGCCUGUGGCAGGGGAGUUGGAACUUGAUGAUCCUUAGGGUCCCUUCCAACCCGAGACAUUCCAUUCUAUGAAAGGACUGGAGGUAAUGGCCUCAAGUUGCACCAGGGGAGGUUCAGGCUGGAUAUUGGGAAACAUUAAUUCUCAGAAAGAGUAGUGAUGCACUGGCACAGGCUGCCCAGGGAGGUGGUGGAGUCACCGUCCCUGGAAAUAGUCAAGAAACAUGUGGCUGUGACACUGAGGGACAUUGUCAGUAGGCAUGGUAGGGAUGUGCUGGCAGUUGGACUAGAUGAUCCAAGAGGUCUUUUCCAGCCUUAAUGGUUCUAUGAUAAAUAGGAUAACAUAUUGGGCUGAUGAUGUAACUGCCCAAUGAACGCAAACUUCUUUUGUAUAGGCAAGUCUAGAUAAGCAGCUGCUGUUAGCAAUACCGAUCAUUACUUGAGGUUAAGAAGGGCAUUGUGAAUUAAUAAGUGCAGCUAAGUAAUAAAUACAUGGCUCUGUUACACAUCAGCAUCCUAGCGUUCAGUAAAACUGUGAAUUCUUGCUCAAAAGAGCCAUAGGAGUUUGGUCUUGGCCUUAUUUUGAGUGGAGAGGUUAUAUGAGUAGCUGUGAGAGGUUGGAUGUCUUUGGCUGGAAUUUGUAAUUUCCUUAAUUUGAAGUUUAAGUCCAAAGCACUAGGUACUGAAUGCAGCAUUUCUGUGCCCGACAAAUAUUCUGAAGUUGUUAAGGAAGUACUGACUACAAGGAGAGGUGGAACUGAAAUGUAGCAGAGAAGAUAACUGGCAUUAUCUCGUCAGGUUAACCUGGAGGGAAUAGUGUUCUUGAUGUUGGCAGCUUGACAACAGACUGUUCUCUUCCACAUGUUUCACUUCAGCCACCAGUUUGGGUGAGACUUCACAAGAUGGCUCAAAGCAAUUGAACAGCUUGCUGAUACAAGAAGAGAAGAGUGGUCUUUCCCAGUUUUCCUUUUAUGCUUCAACUGUUUACUUUGUUCUGGCUCUCACAUUCAAACUUAAGAGUAUGUGAUAAACUAACUCCGCUCAAGUGGCAGAAAAAUACAUCCAUCCAAGUGGUAUUUUGACAAGCUAGGAGGCUGUGUAUCCUUACUGCCUAAUAGAAUGAGUUUUGGAGCUAGGCUAAGCGAAUGAGCGGUUUGGGUGGAGGAGGAGGGCAGGGCAACUCCUCUUUGAGUUGAGAUGUACUUUUAUAGUAGGGCCACGCUAGAGUAAAAUUUAUGAGAAGUGGCAGCAGUGAUUUUUCUGUCCUUGAUGCUGAUCUUUACUAGUUGUUCUUUUCUCUCACAGGUGAUAUGUGAAGAUUUGAGAAUUGGAAUUGUAGAUUAAACAUGCACAAAUCAAGCUGGUGGCUUUUGUUUUUGUUCAGUAUGGGUCCUAAUCUCUCUCCUCGGAUAUCCUGGUGUAUUGCAAAACUCGAUUUGAGAAAGUUUAAAAGUAGAAUGUCUCUACGAUUGCAUGUGUUUGUGUGAAGAAUGCAUUGCCUGGAAGCCGUUCAUUAUUCUUCCAUUGGACCUGACGCUAGUUUUCACCAUCUGAAACAUGGUAAAGAUACUGUAUUUUUAAAUGAGCACAUCCUUCUCAAUUGACAACAGCAAAAUAAUUUGAGUUUCCAUCAUUUCAUUAGUCUGAAGCUUAAGUCCAAAGCUUUGAAUUCACUUCUACUAGAAACAUAACUGCAGAUUACCACUUGAACUUGCUAGUCUUUGUCAACAACUAUUGACAAUCAACUUUCAUGGUAACCUUGUGCUAACUCGGCUGCAUUGAUUGAUUGGAUUAAGCACCAAACUGUUUUUUCCAUUGUGUAUGUACAAUUAUAAGAAUGUCAAGUUAUGCAUUGUUGAUGUAACUUAAUGGCUAAAAGCUCAAAUUCCAUAAUAAAUUAUAUGGACCUUUUGAAAAGCAACA